CUGAAGGGCUUGAUCCGCUACCUUAGACAAGAUGGCCGAGGAGACGGCUUAUCUGUUCCCUGUCGUAGUGGAGGGGAAUUGGGGCAAAACUUUAUCCAAAAGUCUGAAGAACAAGCUGCUGUGUUACUUACAGAGUCCGAAGAGAUCCGGAGGAGGGGAAUGUAAAGUCUGCGUCGAACCCGGCGAAGAGGAGCAGAUUACGGUGUUUUUUACGCAUGAGGAAGUGAGGCAGAGAGUUCUUAGCAUGAAGAACCAUGAACUUGAUCUUCCAGAUAAAAAGAAACUAAAGCUAACGAUCUCCCUGCCUAUAGAGACAGCAGCAACCGCAACAGUUGAAAGUGAUGCCAUGACAAAACCAAAUUCAAAUCAGGGACUUGUGCAAACUAAAGCACCCCAACAGCCAGCCUGGCCAAAGGAUGCAGCAGGAACAUUGCUGACCCAGGACUUCAGUGUGAUGGUGGAGACAGCUGCAGGAGAGAAAAUUGAGAAUGAAAUUGUGGAGAUGUACUUUGAAAAUAAGAAGCGCUCUGGUGGGGGCACAAUUAAGUCCUGUGUUAAAGAUGGAGAACAAUUUAUCAUCACCUUUGAAGAUAAAGCAGAUGCUCAAGAGGUUUUGCAGAGAAAGAAUCACAUGAUCAAGAAAAUAGCCCUUCGUGUUAGAAGAUAUGGGCAGGCAGCAGCUCGGGAUCAGCCACAAAUGCUGGCUUCUCCAGUUCUUCUUGAGAAUGUGCGAGAGACCAUACAGCUCUGCAUGCUCAUCCUGUUGGUGGAGAAUGUCAGUGGCUUAUCGGAAGAAGAUGAGGACUUCAGUGUGGAAAUGAUCCCUGCGAGAGAUGCUGCAGUAGUCACUUUCCUCAAACCCAUUGACACAGACAGUUUCAUCAAAAAAUUCAACGAGCACCGUAAGGCGAAGCAGUUGGAUAUUUCUGCGCAUGCCCUGGAAGUGACUAAAAGAAUUCUGGUUGAAAACAUCCCAUCUGACAUUUCUAGAGACUUCAUUGAUAUGCAUUUUGAAAGCAAGAAGUAUGGAGGUGGGCCAGUAUUGGAUAUCAACUACCUUCCUGAGAGGCAUUCUGCUCUGAUUACCUUUCAUGAUAGCAAAGAAGUAAAUACCAUCUUGGAACGGAAACAUUUCUUUAACAACACACGAGUUCAGGUUUACCCUUAUUAUGAGUCUUUGGGAAUAGCCUUGUAUGGGAAGGAGAAACCACCAGUUAAAUUGCCAGUCCCAACCAAUAUAGCCAUAGAUCCCUACCAAUGGCAAUUUUUACAGCGAAAUCCAUUGCUCCUUGAAGAAAUAAGCCAUGAAAUGUUAGACUGCUAUUGUCAGAUUGAAUGGCCUUCUAGGCACUCUCCAUGUCCAGAAAUCACGAUGCAUCCUUUGCAAGCCUUGUUGGAGCAAAAUGGAUCCUUGGCCAAGACCUGGAAUGAAAAUGUUUCUAGCCGGCUUAAGCAGAGCCUAUCAAAGCAAAAGGUUGUCAAGUUCAACGUGAAUGCUGUGGUGUGGGAAGCCAUACAAAACAGUGCAAUAAAAGAGGAUGUUUUCAUCUUACCAGAUAUUGCCAAGGAAAUAGUUGUCUUGAUAGGGCCAGCAGAAGCAGUAGAACGUGCAGAGCAAGAAAUGAAUGUACUCAGAGAAAAUGCUAUUAAAAAGCUUGAAAGAGAGAGGCAAACAGUGAUGGAAACUCUGACAGUUGUUGCUGGAAAGUAUACUAUUUUAUGUAAUUGUGGACUACUGGACAGAAUCUGCUCAAAAUACCCGGAUCUGAAGAUUGCCUAUGAUUCCGCCAAAGAGUGUAUAACUCUGUCUGGUGUAGCCACUGAAGUUUUUAAACUAAAAAGUGAAAUUCUUGAAAUGCUAUACAGCAUGGUCCAGAAAACUGUUGGCCUUCAUCCUAACAUUUUCCUCUUCCUGCAGCAAGUAGAUAAUACACAACUGUCUCAACUCCUGUUUUGGGCCAGAAAAAUUAAUGCUUUCUAUGAACUCAAGCAGGAGGCAGUUCUGUUAAUUGGAAGAGAUCCUCAGGAUCUUCUAGCAGCUGAGGACGGAAUAAAGAAUGGUCUGACCUACAGAUGUAUUGCCCUGAAAGACAAUUCAGUCAUCAGAAAGAGAGAGUGGAGGGAACUGACUGAUACCUUGUACAAAGCCCAUAAUUGUUCAAGUGCAACCGUUAUCAUUCAAGAACUGGAGGAUGAAAUAGUCAUUGCUGGUUGUUCCGAAGAAGUGGCCAGUGCCAGUCGGAAACUCUCUGAUUUUGUGGUUAGCAACGCAUACAUACAAGAAGCUCUCAAGACUAAGUCUGCAGUAGUUCCAAUUUAUGUAAAGCAGGAGAAGCAGAAUCAUUGGCUUGAUAUAAGGAGGCGGGGAGUAAAAAUCCAUUUUGGCACAAUGAAAAAUUGCAAGCUGAUUUCUCUUGAAGGACCACAAGUAGAAGUGCUGAAGGGAUGUGAGAUCCUUCAGAACAUUGUGUCUUCUUUAUGUACCACUUGCAUAGUAAUUGAACGACCUGGUGCCAAAGCAUUCUUCAAAGAACAAGAACACUUGUAUGUUACUGGAGCAAAGGAAAGGUUUAACUGCUUGAUCAGGGUUCAAGAAAGCAAUGAAGAUGAUGAAAAUGAAGGUGAAGAGGGGCACACCCCUGCAGAGAAAGCGAGGCUGUACUGCGAAAUCAAGCUGAAAGAUGGCAUUGUAGUGACGCUUCAUAAGGGAAACCUGAGCUGCUUUCCAGCUGAUGUGGUAGUGAAUGCUGCAAAUGGAGAACUAAAGCACAUCGGUGGCCUUGCAGCUGUACUCUCAAAAGCAGCUGGUCCACAGCUCCAAAAAGAGUGUGAUGACCAUGUGAGAAUACAUGGAAGUUUGAGACCUGGCUGUGCAGUGAUUACAGGUGCGGGGAACCUGCCAUGUAAGCAGGUGAUCCAUGCUGUUGGGCCGAGGUGGGACAAUUCUGAAAAAGAGACAUGCAUACGUCUCUUAAAGAAAGCUGUAAGGGAAAGUUUAUGUCUGGCAGACACUUGUAAUCAUCGCUCCAUAGCCAUCCCUGCCAUUAGUGCUGGUAUUUUUGGAUUCCCACUAAAAGAGUGUGCCCGUUCCAUUGUAACAGCCAUCAAGGAAGUGUUAGAAGAAUCUUCUGGCGAUGGAUGCCUGAAACAGAUAUGCCUUGUGGACUCUAAUGAAAAAACUGUUCAGGCUCUCUCUGAAGCCUUGAAAGAAGUGUUAGUAGAUGGAUCGUCACCAUCAAAACAGACCUCUGUCACCAUAACCAAGAACCUUACUGCAGAGAGUGGACCAGGGUAUCAAGAGUUAACUACUCCCGAAGGCCUGAAAAUAGUUCUGCAGAUAAAGGGAAUUGAAGAUGCCACAACAGAUGUUAUCGUUAAUACUGUUGGCAGAGAUCUGGCACUUGCCAGCAGCCCUCUCUCCUGUGCUCUUCUGGCCAAAGCAGGAGCAAAACUUCAGGCGGAAUUAACCGAACAAGGCCGAAGGACAGUCGUUCGGGACGCUUGUGUGCUUAAAACGAAAGGCUACGCUCUGGGCUGCUCUCAUGUGCUACACGCCGUCUUGCCCUUAUGGAGUCAACACUCUGGAUGUAAGAUCUUGGAAGGUGUUAUUGAAGAAUGUUUGAAAAUCACGGAAGAACUCUCUUUGAAUUCCAUCACUUUCCCAGCAAUUGGUACGGGUAACUUAGAUUAUCCCAAAUACCUUGUUGCUAAAGUGAUGUUUGAUGAGCUGUUCAGAUUCAGUCAGAAGAAAAAUCCAAGGUCCCUUCAAGAAGUUCACUUGGUACUGCAUCAAAGCAAUGUAAAUACUAUCAAGGUGUUUACAGAUGAAUUAAACAGUAGGCUGAAUAUAAGCCAAAGCAGCCCUUCUGGAUCCAGGACUGUACCUGAGAGUUCUCAGCAGCAAGAGCAAACUUUCCCUGGACAAAUUUCAUCUCCAGUGUUUGGAGUGUAUGAAAUGCAACUUGGUCCAGUUACGUUGCAUGUCAAAUAUGGAGAUAUCACCCAAGAAACCACAGAUGCUAUAGUGAACAUAACCAAUGAAACAUUUAACCUUAGAAAUGGUGUUUCCAAAGCAAUUCUGAAUGGAGCUGGACCAGAAAUGGCAAAGGAAUGUGAACAGCUAGCCUCCCACACUCGUCAGAAGCUCAUAUGCACAAAAGGGGGAAACUUAAAUUGUAAAAAUGUCAUCCAUCUUGUGGCUGAUUCGGACACCAAAGCACAAGUCUUCAGAGCUCUCAAGGAAUGUGAACACCGGAAGUUCAGCUCAGUUGCCUUUCCUGCAAUUGGGACAGGUAAUGCGAGACGUGAUCCAGUUAUAGUUGCUGAUGACAUGAUAGAUGCCAUCAUAGACUUUGCAAGCAAAACCUCUGCCCCAGUGGUGAAACAUAUCAAAAUCAUAAUUUUCCAGACAUUUUUAUUAGAUAUAUUUCACACAAGCAUGCAAAGAAAAGAAGUGGCAUCUGGCAGAUUUGGCACACAGAUGUUGAAAAAAAUCUUCCAUAAAAUAACAGGAUACUUUAUUCCCAAGAAACCUGCAGAAGAACUAAAAUCUGACUUGCUUUUGGAGACAGUAGUAGAACCGACCAUUUUUCAGAUUUGUGGUGAGAGCAAGAAAAAUGUGGAAGAUACAGCAUCUUGGUUGAAAAGUCUGAUUUUAAAUGGCCAGAGUGAAAACUCUUUCAUAGAUGAAUGUAUCUCACAUUUUGGCGAAAGUGAGUAUAAGAGAUUGCACGAUAUCCAGAGAAAGCUGCAUAUUGCUAUUAAACUCAAAUGGGAAGCUCCCUCGCCUUCCCUCCAUAUACAGGGUGUAACCAAAGAUGUCUUGAAGGCCAGUACAGAAAUUCAGACGAUGAUCAAGAGGAUCCAACAGGGCAAAGAAGAGCAAUCUAGGGCAGAUCUUCUCAGCAACUUGGUUGAGUGGAAGUAUGAGGACAAUGGAGAAUUCAAAGCCUUUGAUCCUCUGGCCAAUAUGCACAUAGAAUAUGCAGUGCAAGCACAAACGCAGCAUGAAAUAACCAUAAAUAACAAACGCUACAGAGUGGAUUCAAGCAAUAUGUGUGCAGUGGGUGACCAGGGGGCAAGAAUUUCUCUUCAGCGUAUCCCAAAAGCAGAGGUUGUUGAAUAUCCUGAAGAGUGGGAACCCAUGGAACAAAUGCUCACCAAAGUGGUGGAGCUGCGGCCAGAAAUGAAGGAAUAUGAAAAGGUCCAGCAGUUGUUUAGUAGAAGUUGCAAAUUCACUAUUGAAAAGAUAGAGAGAAUCCAAAAUCCUUACUUCUGGCAGGCAUACCAGAUAAAAAAGCAGGAGAUGGAUGCCAAAAAUGGCAGCAGAAAUAAUGAGAGGAGACUUUUUCAUGGAACAGCAAGUUCAUCAUUAAACUUGAUAAAUAACAAGGGGUUUAAUCGGAGUUAUGCUGGAAUGCAUGCUGCUGCAUAUGGAAAUGGAACCUAUUUUGCUGUUGAGGCCAACUAUUCUGCCCAUGAUACCUAUUCAAAACCAGAUGCAAAUGGGACAAAGUACAUGUACCUUGCUAGAGUACUUGUUGGAGAUUAUUGUGCUGGGAGGGUAGGAUUGGUCGUCCCGGACCCAAAGGAUGCGAAUACAACAGAUCUUUUUGACAGUGUGACUGAUAGUGUGGCGCAGCCAACCAUAUUUGUCAUUUUCAAUGAUAUCCAAGCUUACCCAGAGUAUCUUAUUACUUUUAAGAAAUGAUUCUUUAUUCUGUUCUUUCCUCCUGAAAUCUAUCAUAUUCUUUGAAAUAUUUCUGCUGAAACCCUCUGCUGCUGGUAUUUUUUGUAGUGUACCAUUUAGGUAUUGAUUGCUAAAUAAAAGAGAAUUGGUUUGGAUUAAUUGGGGGAUAAAAUGAUAUUCCUUGAAGCUGAAAAGAAAGCUGGGAAAGUCCAUCUCUUAAAAACAGGCAGGCUCAUGGGAAGAAGGCAGGCAUUGCUGGUAAGGUGGGUCCAAGCCAUUUAAGGCUUUUAAUGGAAAAAACACCUUAUAUUGUGCCCAGAAACACAAGGAGGUCUUUGAAUACAGAUAAAGUAGGUUAAAAGAUUUGUUCUUAUUGCAAUAGGAUGAAAAUCUUUGACCUAGAUGGCAUGAGAAUAUAGGUAGGUGAACGGACAAAAGAAUGGUAAAUGAGAUUUCAUCAAGUACAAAGUGAUAUUAAAGGGGAUGAAGGGAGACCUUAUCUAUACUGAUGGGAUGGGAAUGGACUAUAAUUCUCCAGGAAGGAUAUAAAUGCUGUUUUUAAUAGCUCUGAAAAAACCAUCCAUGGCAUGCAUGUGUAGAAAAGAGACUGAAAAUAGAAGCAUUAAUUUACA
Varanus komodoensis (Komodo dragon) is the source of this 6321-nucleotide messenger RNA. RefSeq names its product protein mono-ADP-ribosyltransferase PARP14-like. The transcript is spliced from 18 exons. The record is from RefSeq and is a predicted model, not a curated record. Gene Ontology annotation, molecular function: RNA binding; transcription corepressor activity; NAD+ poly-ADP-ribosyltransferase activity. The coding region runs from base 32 to 5710 and encodes 1892 amino acids. Gene Ontology annotation, cellular component: nucleus; cytoplasm. Lineage: Eukaryota; Metazoa; Chordata; Lepidosauria; Squamata; Varanidae. Gene Ontology annotation, biological process: negative regulation of gene expression.